Messenger RNA from Cryptomeria japonica (Japanese cedar), 3131 nucleotides. Its product is annotated as LRR receptor kinase BAK1. Gene Ontology annotation, molecular function: ATP binding; protein kinase activity; protein binding. Lineage: Eukaryota; Viridiplantae; Streptophyta; Pinopsida; Cupressales; Cupressaceae. Gene Ontology annotation, biological process: protein phosphorylation. The coding region runs from base 794 to 2887 and encodes 697 amino acids. The transcript has 4 exons. The record is from RefSeq and is a predicted model, not a curated record.
AUGAUAUAUUUAGAAGGAUAAAACUUCAAGCUUUUAUACUUUUCCUGGAAGCGUUAGGAAAAUUCAAAAUCAAACCGGAGCGUCACCAACUCAAUAUAAAAAUGGAGCUCAGAUUAUCACCAGCUCAUCAUCAGAUAAAAUCAGAAGUGGACUUUACCAUGAUAAAAUGUGGCCUAUCUAGUCCCUCGGACAACUACACCAAAUAGCUAGGAGGAUUCCUGUAAGUUUCAAAUACAGCAGCGAAUUCUGUGUUCAGUUUAAACCAGCAUACAAUUUAAAAACCUAGAGGCAUAGAAAACAGUAAUCCUACUCAAGAGCUUGCAGGGAACAUAGUGGUUUUUAAAGGCAUUUGUCAGACAAUGCAAAGGACCAAAGUGGGUAACAGAGUACAUAGGUUAAAUUCAAAUUAGCAUCCAUGUAGGUACCCAGCCAAGCCACAUAAUAUAAAUUACUGUGCACGGGACAGUCAUGCCCAACGUUAUGGAGGUCUCCCAAGAAGAAUUGUCAGUAGAUGUUUGGGUAGUGUGCCAUAUUGUUCUGUAGAGUUUAAACUAUUCAUUUGAAAGCUGUUGAAACAACAUUAACAGGCCCUUAGUUUUUAAGCUAAUUAUAGGCAUUGGAAUGUGAACCACAUGUAUUCAAAAUGACUGAUUCCUGCUCUGCACCAUCUCCUCCCUUUGUCUUGUUGUCUUUAUUUCACUUGACUUGUUCUGCUAUUAUGCCAUAGUUAUUGGUAUGGAAAUGGAAUUCUCCUUCACUUUUGCCUUUUUUUCCCAAAGCUUGUUCUUUGGCAAUGUGUAAUGCAUUCAAAAACCAGCAAAACCUCAUUGUGGGCGUGGGCUUUAGAAUGGGAAUGGAAAGGGUGAUAGUGUGGGUGUUUUUGACAAUGGUGUUAUUGAUAUUAGGAGGUAGAGCAACAAGGGUAGAAGUGGGCGUCCUCAUGGAAAUGAAGAAUACAUUGGACCCAAGUGGAGAGAUACUGUAUUCAUGGGUGGAAGGAGGAAACCCAUGCAGUGGGUCUUUUGAGGGAGUUGCAUGCAACGAGCGUGGUAAGGUGACAAAUAUUUCCUUGCAGGGCUAUGGAUUAUCAGGUUCCAUUCCCUCUGCAGUUGGCCGGUUGAAAUGUCUCAGUGGGCUCUAUUUGCAUUAUAACAGUCUUCAAGGUGAAAUACCAAAAGAGCUCUCUAACUUGACAGAGCUUGUGGACCUCUAUCUGAAUGUAAAUGUGCUAGCUGGCUCCAUUCCCAAGGAGCUGGGUUCCAUGUCUAACUUGCAAGUGUUACAGCUGUGCUGCAAUGGGUUGACAGGUCCUAUACCCAAGGAGUUGGGGUUUCUGAAAAAGCUAAGUGUUCUUGCAUUGCAGGACAAUGAUCUGAGUGGAGCAAUACCAGCCUCUCUUGGAGGGCUCAGCAUGUUGACAAGGCUGGACCUCAGUUUCAAUUCCCUCUUUGGCCCCAUUCCCAGAACUCUCUCAAACCUGCCUCAUCUAACUGUGUUGGACGUGAGGAACAAUAGCUUAUCUGGAAAUACUCCCAAAGGUUUGAAAGAAAUGCGAGACGGAUUCCAGUAUGGAAACAAUUCAAAGCUCUGUGGAGAGGGUUUUGUUGGACUGAGACAAUGUAAAUCGAGUAUGUCUUUCAUAAGGCCGGAACCUUUAGGUUCAGAGGCACCAAACAUCACUGGGAAUGUUCCAAAGGUCUCAAUAUCUCCAUUGCAGAAAAUUCCGCAGACUGCAGAUUUGUCAAAGGGCUGCAAGGAUUGCUCCGAACCCUCUAAAACUCCUGGCAUGGCCAUUGUUUUGAGUGUGAUUGCUUUAAUAUCCGGAGGAAUUAUGGUUAGUGUGUUUAUGUUUUCAUGGUUUCGAAGACGCAAACAAAAGAUUAGCAGUGCUUAUGAGACAGCAGAGAGUAGGCUAAGCAUUGAUAAUUCGAAGGAUGUUAGCAAGAAAUGCAUCACUCCUUUGAUUAGUCUUGAUUAUUCAAAGGACUGGGAUCCUUUUGCACAUGGAGGUACAGGAUCUCAAAACCUACAGAGCUUUAGAUACAACCUUGAGGAAAUUGAAUCUGCAACACAGUAUUUCUCUGAAAAAAAUCUGCUAGGACGGAACAACUAUUCUGCUGCUUACAAAGGGGUGUUGAGAGAUGGAUCUGUUGUAGCUAUCAAAACCAUCAAUAAGAUGAGUUGCAAGACAGAGGAGUUGGAAUUCCACGAUGGUCUCAAGUCUCUUUUGAAACUUAGGCAUGCAAAUGUGGUGAGAUUAAGAGGGUUUUGCUGUUCCAAAGGUAGGGGCGAGUGCUUUCUGGUUUAUGAUUUUGCACCCAGUGGCAAUUUGUUGCACUUUUUGCAUGCAAAAGAUGGGAAGUAUCUUGAUUGGUCUGCAAGAGUGAGGAUUGCACAUGGUAUUGCCAAAGGUAUCGAGUAUCUGCAUGAAGGCAUGGGCAAAGCUGUUGUGCAUCAGAACAUCUCGGCCAAGAAGAUUCUUCUUGACCAACACAUGAAUCCUCUUCUUUCAGAUUGUGGGCUACACAAGCUUUUAGCAGACGACAUAGUAUACUCGAUCCUCAAAGCUUCUGUGGGAACGGGAUGUUUGGCCCCAGAUUACACUACAGUAGGCCGUUUUACAGAGAAGAGUGAUGUGUACGCUUUUGGAAUCAUACUCUUGCAGCUUAUCACAGGUGAGAAGAUAAGCUCUACAAUAAGGCCUCUUGUAGAGACUGGGAAGCUUGAGGAAUUCAUUGAUAUAAAUCUAGGUCAAAAUUAUUCAAAAGUGGAAGCCUCUAAUUUGGCAAAAGUUGCAUUGGACUGCACCACUGAAAGCCCUAACCAAAGGCCUGCCAUCAAUGUUGUAAUGCAACAGCUGGGUAAACUUGACGAGGAGCAAACAUGAAUUCUCUCUUCACUACUAUAUUAUUCAUCCUGUCUGGAAUUUUGCUCAUUUCCUGAACUCCAGCAGGUGUUGCUUACUUGCUAACCUUGUUUAUAAUUCACCAGGGUUCUAAAGAUUGUACUUCUGAUUUCACCCAAAAGAACAGACCAUUUCAAAAAAUUUCUGACAAGUUUUUACAUUUCCAGAUUUUGCCAUUGCAUUGGAAUUUUUUUAGAGGAAAUGCCCAUUAUCAUCUUUACAUUUA